Messenger RNA from Phymastichus coffea, 918 nucleotides. RefSeq lists its product as uncharacterized. Bases 346 to 843 code for a protein of 165 amino acids. The transcript is spliced from 5 exons. NCBI's taxonomy places the organism in Eukaryota, Metazoa, Arthropoda, Insecta, Hymenoptera, Eulophidae. The record is from RefSeq and is a predicted model, not a curated record.
GAAAGUUAAAAUUUAUAUAUAAAACAAUUUUUGCACACUGCAGAUACUUUAAAACAACCUAUUAUUUUACAGAUUAAAGAUUUUUCUGAAAAUUCAUCAAAACUAAAUUUAUUUUCUUAGACAUAAAGAACUGCCAGACGUACGGUGACAAAAUUUGCUUGCAUGAAAUUGAGCUUAUCAUUCAAAUAAGCAAUUUCUACGGGAAAUCUCGGUAAUCGCGACAUCAAACUCAAAAUACCGUAACGGCUAAAUAGAACGUAGCAUAGUAACAAAAUUCCAUAUAAAUAUGCAGCGUAAAAAAUACACUCCUGUCAGUAGAACGCCAUCAACAUGCUUUGAAGCACAAUGUGUGAGUUUUGGGGAAAGACGGUGGAAACGACGUUCCUGAUAAUAUUGUGCUGCAACAGAGUGUCGGCCGAGUCAAGGACUCUCAAUUUUUUCCUGACCAAUGAUACUACUCCAUUGUUUCCCGUUAACCAGCAAAGCUUGAUUCCUGGCCAUUUGACGCAAGAUCAACAAACUGAACAGUCUAGGACUUAUUAUACUGUGCCAGCUGCUCCUCUAAUUCCAGCUGAUCGAUUCAUCGAUAUAUUGAGAAGAGCUUUCGAUCCAAUCAGCAUUUUAGCAUCGUUAGCUUUCCUGGCAUUUUUGAUCCAGUCCUUCGCCGCUUUGUUCGAUCGUACUAGAUCAAUUUUUCCUACGAUCAUAAGUAGUCGGCGAUCGAGCUCUGAUUACGACGAAAAUUUCUUUGACAUAGAAAAACGAGUGCUGCGUGCCUUGGAAGAAUAUGCUAGCCUCAAAAAUGAAUUAUUGGAAAGUAAAGAAGAAAAGUCCACAUCCUGAUAAUUUUAUUAAGACCUAAUAAAUAGGAUGACACCUAAUGCAAUAAUUUUUAUAGAAAUAUUUAUUAUACUUCGA